GUUAGCCUUGAAUUAAGAGUCUAAAGAUAUCAGCUUGUGCAGACCUCCGUCCAUUUUUUUUUUAAAAAAAACUACUUCCCUCUCAAUUGUCUGUAUAUAUGGAUCCAGUCCAAUGCUCAGUUGUAGUGAUCAAUGGCUGCGACUGUCCUCGAUGUGUGCAAGCCGCACCCACCACAACCUAUCACAGUGACCAACCCAUAUUGCACCAAGUAUUUUCUCAAGUUGUAAUUGAAAAUCAUGGACAUGCAGCCCUGGCCGGCAUUCGCGAGCGCUUACAGAAAAAUUACAUGCCCACGAUACUCCUAAUUGAUCUCGACACUUGUCCUCAUGCCAAUCAGCUGGUUCAUCCUUCUAUUAGUUUACUGCAAGAUGUGGUCAAGGAACUUAAAGCUGGAACGCUGCAUGAUGUUGCUCCUGUCGUAUGCUCGACCAACGACUCUGCCAAACUCAUGCUUCAAUGCAUCAAUGAAGGUGCUGCAGAUUAUAUAUUAAAACCUCUUCGCAAAGAUGUGCUGAAGACCAUGUUCCUAAAUCUUCAUCGAUAUCAAGUGGAUGGGUGCGAUACCCAUGCUGUCAGUGACUCCAGUUCUGGAUCUCAAACCGUUCAUGACCCAAUGAACGAUAACCUGGACAUGCCUACAGACCUAUUGUGGAAUGGUUUACAGCAGCAUCGACUCCGAGAGAUAUUUAUCAAAGAUUCCCGCUUCACACAUAUGUUUAUGACCUAUUACACUCCGCGAUCGGUCCAUUUGGCUGUUUCGAAAAUUGCAAGUGGCCGCGAAGAAAUUCUAAAGGCCAUGCUAUCCAGUGGAGACUUUUCACCUUUUGAGUUGGACGUUAAUGAUCUCAUUGAAUGCGUCUGUCUCAUUUUUGAGCAAGUGCUGGCACUUCCAGAAUUGUCCUCCUAUAAAAUUACAAAAGAGAACCUGUACGAGUUAAUCCUUGAUAUUUACAAGUCCUAUCACGAUACGAACCCAUAUCACAACUUUUCUCAUGCUGUGGACGUGUUACAAACCACCUAUUAUUAUUUGUGUCAAAUCGGCGUUUUAGAGCCUCUUUAUCCUUCUGCCGCUCGUGCACGAUCGAGACCAGCCUGCGUCUCUCAACUCCCGGUUCGUGACAUCAUACGACCAUGCGACAUCUUUGCUUUACUGAUGGCCAGUAUUGGACAUGACGUUGGUCAUCCUGGAGUGAACAAUAUGUUUUUGAUCAAUAUUGGAACCCCAUUAGCACUACUCUACAACGAUCGGUCGGUUUUGGAAAGUUUUCACACUAUGGCAUUUUUUCACAUUUUGAAAAAGCACGGUGUUGACCAAAUAUUGGGGGGUCCAAGGUCGGCUGCAUAUACCGACUUUAGGAAGUGUAUUGUCAAUGUCAUCUUGGCCACAGACAUGGGAUUACACAAUGACUACGUGGCCAAGUUUAGAGAUCAGGCGGAUAGGCUGAAAGAAAAUGGUCCCAUUGACCUAAGUGAUGAAAAGACGUGCGACCAGGAGAGAAUGCUUCUGUUCAGUGCCAUCAUUAAAUGUGCCGAUAUUGGCAAUGUGUCACGACCUUUCAAACAUGGAUUGCGUUGGGCAGAGGUACUGGUGGACGAAUUCUCCAGCCAAGGCGAUCUUGAACGAGAAUUGGGCCUGCCUGUUAUGCCUAUUAACGACCGUGGUAAAUUAUCACAAGAAGAUGUUCAAAUCGGUUUCAUCAAGCAUGUUGCGCUACCGUUAUUUGAAGUAGUGGAUAGUAUCAUCCCAGGCUUUUCAUUCACGGUAGAUGCCAUUCAGGAAAACCUGCAACAAUGGGAACAGCGCAAGUCACAACCUGGCAUGGAAGAUGUUCGAACAUCGAUGCAGACUAUCCAUACUAGCAUGGUGGAAGAAGCAAAAUCAUGCCAUGCUCAAGCUGUAGAGGUUAUUCAUUCCAUGGAAUCACGAAGGUCGUCUUCGGCCGCCAUAGCCAUGACCAGUCAAUAUGGCAUCCAGUCAUUCCAUAUUCAAGACGAUCCUGUGUUGAAACCCAAAUCUUCUGUUCGAAGUCUGACGGAUAUGUUUAGCAAGCAUAAACGAGAAGUCGACUGGCAAACUACUGAAUCUCCCUCGCCACUCUGUGCAUGCUGCCUUCAGUAAAUGGAGACUCUAGACGCUCCUUCCAGAAGGAAUGAACACUCCCAAAAAAAAAAAAAAGAGAUCAUCUGCUUGUAUGAAAGAUAUCAUUUGCCAACCUCUUGUUACAGUCUGAACAUUUUUCCUCUCUCUUUUAUUUAUUCUCAUGUGUAUUAAUUCCUUUUUUCCAAC
Messenger RNA from Umbelopsis ramanniana AG, 2288 nucleotides. RefSeq lists its product as uncharacterized. The transcript is spliced from 11 exons. Bases 99 to 2120 code for a protein of 673 amino acids. Gene Ontology annotation, molecular function: 3',5'-cyclic-nucleotide phosphodiesterase activity. Gene Ontology annotation, biological process: signal transduction. NCBI's taxonomy places the organism in Eukaryota, Fungi, Mucoromycota, Umbelopsidomycetes, Umbelopsidales, Umbelopsidaceae. The record is from RefSeq and is a predicted model, not a curated record.